CCAAAAGGUGGUCAGCUGUUAAAAGUCGAUAAAACGGAGCGAUUAUCCGACAGUUUGGACGGUUCAAAACGAGGAAUCAUUGUGUGGAUGUCCGGCAGUGGAGCUAAUCUUUUCUCUGAUUCUGAAAAGGAAGAGAACUGCGAACAGUGUCUACUGAUGACCGGACAGUUGAGCAAUGUGUCAUCCUCAGGAGGUGUCUGUCCUGUGGUAUCGGUCUGGAAAAUUCAGGGAGGAUACGGCGGUGGUGGUGCUUCCUGUGGUCCAGGAGGUGGUGGUGGAGCCGGUGGAGAAGGUGGUCAGAAGUACCAUGGUUCCGGCGGCAAGAGUUUCGCCCAGUAUAAACAUGCUAUCAUCACUGCCGGUAUCAACAACGGUAACGGCUAUGUGCUAAUUUAUCCGUGUCGACUGCAGUGUUCCAGCAAUGCGACAUGUCGUUUCCGCCUGGAUACCGCAGACGAAGUGGUCUCCUACUGCGUCUGCCCAGAUGGCCGUGAAAUCGGCGAAUUUCAGGAUUGCACUCUCGGUGCGUUUCAGGAUUGA
Gongylonema pulchrum is the source of this 540-nucleotide messenger RNA. The record is from the annotation of a GenBank genome assembly. NCBI's taxonomy places the organism in Eukaryota, Metazoa, Nematoda, Chromadorea, Rhabditida, Gongylonematidae.